UGCCUUUUAUUUUCGUAUUGUCUUACAUCACUUCUAAUCGGCAAGCGGAUUCGUUUCCUUUUAAUAACUGCAUAAUUUCCUACAAUACUUGAGUAGAAGACGCUCAACACUACCACUACUUCCAAACCACACCAUAGCCAUCAAAAUGGGUCUGGGACGAUUCAUCCACCAUAUCGGUGCCUUUUUUCUCUUGGCAGCAACAGUCAUGCUCAUUGUCGUGAGCAUUACAGCUCCUGUUGUCAAUGACAUAGCCCUCCUCAAGGUCAACUUGAACGGCAACUCUCGAGGAGGAAAUGGGGUAAAUUUUGGAACUUUUGGGUAUUGUGUCACAAGAAGCAGCGGGAGUUGUACAAGCGCUCGCAUUGGCUACGACCCUUCCAAUGCUGUCGCCGGCACCAACUUCUCCAAUGCUGGCUCAGACACUGCAAAGGCCCUAACCUAUGUCAUGGUCCUGCAUCCUAUUGGUGCUGGGCUUUGCUUCAUUGCCUUCCUUCUGGCUCUCGGUGCCGGCAUUUUUGGCUCCCUCAUGUCUACGCUUGUUUCACUCCUGGCCUUCUUCGUUACUAUCAUUGCCCUGGCUUGUGACUUCGCUGGAUUUUCCAUUGUCAGACGACGUAUCAACCGAGACACCUCUGCCAGUGCUCGCUGGUCUGUCGGUAUCUGGCUCGUCCUCGCCGCAGCUAUUCUCUGUCUUAUUGGCACUAUCGCCGUCUUCGUCACCUGCUGUUCUGGCCGCCGCCGCCGCAACCGCGAGAACAAGAAGAUGGCAGCCUACAACUCUUCUCCCACCCGCUACUAAUUAAUCAAUUUACGUUUCGAUAGUGUUUGUCGUGAUCAACCACUUACCGCCAAUCAGAAGAAGGGGUGUAAUAACGAGAUUUGGA
Molecule: messenger RNA, 884 nt
Organism: Fusarium oxysporum Fo47
Lineage: Eukaryota; Fungi; Ascomycota; Sordariomycetes; Hypocreales; Nectriaceae
Product: actin cortical patch SUR7/pH-response regulator pali
Exons: 2
Coding region: 146-799 (217 amino acids)
Cellular component (GO): cell division site; growing cell tip; plasma membrane
Source: RefSeq, a predicted model, not a curated record